This is a messenger RNA of Lasiosphaeria miniovina, 845 nucleotides long. RefSeq lists its product as uncharacterized. Bases 312 to 728 code for a protein of 138 amino acids. The transcript has a single exon. Lineage: Eukaryota; Fungi; Ascomycota; Sordariomycetes; Sordariales; Lasiosphaeriaceae. The record is from RefSeq and is a predicted model, not a curated record.
AGCGGUGGCGAUAGUGGCGACGGUGGCGAGGGUGGCCCUGGUGGCGGUGGCCAUGGUGGUUACGAGGGUGGUUUCCUUACAUUUUCCUCCUACGUCGUGAGAACUUGAGAGCAUGUUCAGCUGAUCAACAAGCUACAGCUCAAAGACCAAAUCUAAGCACAGCUCUUCAAAGACCAGAUCUAAGUACAGCUCCUCAAAGACCAAAUUCCGGCCACGAGCAUCAACAUCGGCGAUGAGCAUGCCCUCCAGAAUGCCCUCAGCUCUGUUAAAGAUGUAUACCUCACCGAACCGUGUUGCGGGAGUACCUGAGAAUGUUCUUACAGCCUCGCUCGCCUCUCUCCUUCGAGGAGAAGCCAACGAUGACGGGAACUCCGGGUCUCCUCCAGCCUCUCAACCAACAACCCCUCCCAGCUUGCCAUAGCUACCCUCGAACAUAUGGAGCAAGAAAGAGAGGGACAAAGAACAGUACAGCAAUGCCAAAGCAAGAUGCGAAGAGUUGGAAACAUCACAAGGAAACAAGGGCGGCCGAAGAGUUGGAAUAUCACAAGGAAAUAAGGGCGGCCGAAGAGUUGAAAGAUCACAAAGAAAUAAGGGCGGCCGAAGAGUUGGAAAUAUCACAAGGAAACAAGGGCGGCAGGGAGAACAAUGCAGCCAAUACCAGAUCAAGAUACGAAGAGUUGGAAACUGUGAGGGCCUGGUCCUCCAGGCCUCCCAGACGCUCUGACUAAUCAGACGCCAGCCGGGUGGAUCCACCCGACCAGCCAGAGGGAUCCACCCAACUGACUAAUGGAAGCUCGGCUAAAGCCCCACCUUGAGACGCCUUGGAAGAAUCUCGCGAGGGGAGG